Messenger RNA from Spathaspora passalidarum NRRL Y-27907, 1348 nucleotides. RefSeq names its product Rab family GTPase (gene YPT31). Lineage: Eukaryota; Fungi; Ascomycota; Pichiomycetes; Serinales; Debaryomycetaceae. Gene Ontology annotation, biological process: exocytosis. The transcript has a single exon. Bases 156 to 824 code for a protein of 222 amino acids. Gene Ontology annotation, molecular function: GTP binding; GTPase activity. Gene Ontology annotation, cellular component: recycling endosome. The record is from RefSeq and is a predicted model, not a curated record.
GAAUUGACAAGUUUGUUGGCAUAGCAAUAUAGACCAAGGGUAUACAGAAACAAGAACCCCACGCUUUAAUCCAGUUACAUAGACCAACUAGGACAUAUACAUUACACUGCACCUACUUUUAUUUCCCAUAAUUUUGAUACAUUAACACAAACACCAUGGCUGACAACACCGACGACUAUUCCUACGAUUAUGAAUAUUUAUACAAGAUUGUCUUGAUUGGAGACUCUGGAGUUGGUAAAUCCAACUUGUUAUCCCGAUUCACCCGUGAUGAAUUCAAUUUGGAAUCCAGAUCAACUAUCGGGGUUGAAUUUGCUACCAGAACAUUGGAAAUUGAUGGCAAGAGAGUCAAGGCCCAAAUUUGGGAUACUGCGGGACAAGAAAGAUAUAGAGCAAUCACCCUGGCUUACUAUCGUGGUGCUGUUGGUGCAUUAAUUGUGUACGAUAUUGCCAAGACUGAAAGUUAUGAAAGUGUUUCCAGAUGGUUGAAAGAGUUGAAGGAACAUGCUGAUUCAAACAUUGUUAUUGAAUUGGUGGGUAAUAAAUCCGAUUUGGACCAUUUAAGAGCUGUUCCAACUGAAGAAGCCAAAAACUUUGCACAAGAAAACAAUUUGUUAUUCAUUGAGGCUUCUGCAUUGAGUAGUGAUAAUGUCGACUUAUCCUUCCAUCAAUUAUUAAAGAAUAUUUACGAGAUGAUUUCCAAACAUCAAUUAGACACCAAUGAACAAGGAGGCGUCAAUAAGCCAACCACGGCCGGUGGUCCAACUAUCUCAUUGACUCCUGCACCACAGCUGAAAAAGAAUAAGAAUAAUGGAGGAUGUUGUUAGUUUAGCUUGUGUAUUACUUAUAUACAUUUUUUUUUCUUAACUAUGCUAUUUUCUUGAGUUUACCCUUGACGCUCACUGGUGUUUUCAAAGGUCGUGUUGUUCCCUUACCUUUAGCACCACUAACUCGAGAACUCACAGGAACAACUGGUGAACUUUCAAUAGACAAACUAAUAAUUUGGUCUCCUCGUAAUAUAAUCAAGCCAAGAUUUCGCUUGUCUAAUACCACAUCUUUGCUAGUACCACUGGUGGCACCCGCACUGUUAUUCUUUUUCAAAUUCGCCCAUGACUUUUUAGUAAUCCUUGAUUCUAUAGUGUCAGAAAUAACCAAAUUAAGAUGGGAAUCAAAUGCUAAUAAUGUGCCAAUAUAUGUCCUGUUAUCGAUUGUGAUUAUUCGAAUUCGAUAAUUUAUUAAAUCAGACAUCUUUGUCUUUUUCGUGAUUGCUAUAUUCUGACUGCUCAUUAUAUACUUCUUGCUAUUAUGACUGAUUGACUGAUUGAAUCCACCUGAUUCACCUGGCGCUUUC